Molecule: messenger RNA, 2497 nt
Organism: Balaenoptera musculus (blue whale)
Lineage: Eukaryota; Metazoa; Chordata; Mammalia; Artiodactyla; Balaenopteridae
Gene: LARP7
Product: La ribonucleoprotein 7, transcriptional regulator
Exons: 13
Coding region: 158-1768 (536 amino acids)
Biological process (GO): RNA processing
Cellular component (GO): nucleus
Molecular function (GO): mRNA binding
Source: RefSeq, a predicted model, not a curated record
CGGACGCACAGUCGCUGGGCCUGGCUUUUCCGAGGCGUACGGAAGAGCGCUGUCGCUCCUCCUAUGACGCGAAAACAACUACGACUUUAAGGAUCGGGAGACGUGAAGGACUGAAGGACGCAGUCUCUGGCCGUGUAUUUUGGCAGUUGGACGGAGAAUGGAAACUGAAAGUGGAAAUCAAGAAAAGGCACUGGAAGAGGAAAGCACUGAAAAGAAAAAAGAAGUAGAAAAAAAGAAAAGGUCUCGGGUAAAACAGGUGCUUGCAGAUAUUGCAAAGCAGGUGGACUUCUGGUUUGGAGAUGCAAAUCUUCACAAGGAUAGAUUUCUUCGAGAGCAGAUAGAAAAAUCUAGAGAUGGAUAUGUUGAUAUAUCACUUCUCGUGUCAUUCAACAAAAUGAAAAAAUUGACCACUGAUGGAAAGUUAAUAGCCAGAGCACUGAAAAAUUCAGCUGUUGUAGAGCUGGAUUUAGAAGGCACCAGAAUCAGGAGGAAGAAGCCUCUGGGUGAGAGACCAAAGGAUGAGGAUGAGCGGACUGUGUAUGUGGAGUUACUUCCCAAAAAUGUUAAUCACAGCUGGAUUGAAAGAGUAUUUGGGAAAUGUGGCAAUGUUGUUUAUAUAAGUAUACCACAUUAUAAGUCUACUGGAGAUCCAAAGGGAUUUGCCUUUGUGGAAUUUGAAACAAAAGAACAAGCAGCAAAAGCUAUUGAGUUUCUUAAUAACCCACCAGAGGAAGCACCAAGGAAACCUGGUAUAUUUCCCAAGACAGUGAAAAACAAGCCCAUUCCUGCCCUUAGAGUAGCUGAAGAAAAGAAAAAGAAAAAGAAGAAGAAAGGCCGAAUGAAGAAAGAAGACAGUAUCCAGACCAAAGAGUCAAAUAUGGACACAAGCAAGGAAAGUGUCUGUAAAAAAAGAUCGAGGACCACAUCUGAGGGCUCUGAAGUAGAGGUUACUGAACCCCAAAAGCCUCCCACAAAGAAGAAGAAAAAACGAGAAAGAACUGAAGUAUCCAGCUUACCUUUAGGCAAAACAGGGAAGAGAAAGAGAAGUAGCUCUGAAGAUGCAGAUUACCUAAUUCCCAAAUCAAAACUUAAAAAAGUGGCUCAGAAAGACAACAUUAAAAAAGAAGCUUCAGAAGUUUGUAAAGAAAACAAAGAAUUAGAAGUCUCUACUGAAGAGGAAAAAGACACUGGAGAUAUAAAAGAUGGAUCCCUCUUGAAAGCAAAAAGAAAGCAUAAGAAAAAACAUAAAGAGAGGCAUAAAAUGGGAGAAGAGGUUAUACCAUUACGAGUACUAUCAAAAACCGAAUGGCUGGAUUUGAAAAAAGAGUAUUUAGCACUGCAGAAAGCUAGCAUGGCUUCUUUAAAAAAAACAAUAUCCCAAAUAAAAUCAGAGUCAGAAAUGGAAACAAACCUUGGAGUACCUACUAAGUCCGAAAUGAAAAGUGAAAAAACAGACAGUGAAGAGGGUGGUCCCCAGGAGAAGGUUAAUGCAGCAGGACCACAGUUUGUGAGUGGUGUGAUUGUGAAGAUCAUUAGCACUGAGCCUUUACCUGGCAGGAAACAAGUCAGGGAUACUUUGGCAGCAAUCUCAGAAGUUGUCUAUGUUGAUUUGCUGGAAGGAGAUACAGAAUGCCAUGCUAGAUUUAAAACUCCUGAGGAUGCUCAAGCAGUAAUAAAUGCAUAUACGGAAAUUAAAAAGAAACACUGCUGGAAACUAGAGAUUCUUUCUGGUGACCAUGAACAGAGAUAUUGGCAGAAGAUUUGGUAGAUAGGCAGGCCAAACUUAAUCAGCCUCGUGAAAAGAAAAGAGGGCACUGAGAAGUUAAUCACUAAAGCCGAAAAGAUCAGACUCGAAAAGACUCAACAAGCAAGUAAACACAUUUAGAUUUUCUGAAUAUGAUUGAAAAAACAUUUUUGGUUCACCUCUUAAGAAAGAUUUCACUGGAUGCUAGAGCUAUUCUUAGGGAAUUCUUUUUUUUUUUUUUUAACGGUCGUAAUGUGUAAUGAAUGUUUUUCUAAAACCUACAUUUAAUUAAAAGAAAUAGUUUUGUUCUUUAACUUGUAAAGAAGACUUUUGUCCAGAGACAAUUACACUGUAUACCACAGUUUUUUCAUUAAACAUUGUAUUUGUUGAAAUUAUCUGAUAUAAAUCAACCUCAAAGUGAUUUAGAAAAUAAAUGUGUUUUGAACAUUAUCUUUUUUCCCAAACAUUAUCAUUAAUUUUGCUGUUUUGUAUUUACAAAAACAAUAACUUUUGCAAAAAUAAUACUACUACAUAAAUAAAUAGUUUAGGAAAAAAUGUUUAACAGAGAACUCUCACUGUACUUAUUAUUUUGUAGCUUGCUUUUUCCAUUUGAAACAUCUUAAAUACUUUUUCAUGUUGAUUUAUGCAGAGACGUAUGUGUGAUAUUUCAUUCUGCUUAUUGCACUUUGCCUAUCUGAGCUUCCACUGAACAGACCAUAUGAACUGUUUCCAGUUAAAAUGUUAAGUGAGUUU